GACGGGACGGAACGGGACGGGACUGGGCGGGGGUCAUUCGCGGGUAGGCUAUCCCGGGAGGGCCUGCUUCUUUGGGUCUCUGGUGACAGGCAGAGGCAGCCGGUGGGUCCUGACUUGCUUGUUCCGGCGGCGGAUUAGACGGGCUGACCUUGGCUGCUGCUGUUUGCAGCUUCCAGUCCAGGGUCGGAGCCAAUGACUGUUUGGGCCGCCGCCAUCCUGCGCAGGGCCGCUGCCCGAUGCCUGCGGGCGCAAUGCCCCGGGGUCCAGACGCCUCCUCCGCGCUCCCCCGCGCACUCCCAGCCCGAGCCCCCGAGCUGGGGUCCGGUUCCAAACAGGACGCUGCACUUCACCGCAGCGGCUCCAGCCGGGCACAACAAGUGGUCCAAAGUUAGGCACAUCAAGGGGCCCAAAGACGCCGAAAGGAGUCGCAUCUUCACCAAACUCUGUUUGAACAUCCGCCUGGCGGUUAAAGAGGGAGGACCCAACCCUGAGCUCAACAGCAACCUGGCAAACAUCUUAGAGGUGUGUCGCAGUAAGCACAUGCCCAAGUCAACGAUUGAGGCAGCACUGAAAAUGGAGAAAACUAAAGACAUAUAUUUGCUGUAUGAGGGUCGAGGCCCUGGUGGCUCUUCUCUGCUCAUUGAGGCGUUGUCUAACAGUAGCUCCAAGUGUCAAUCAGACAUUAGACAUAUCCUAAACAAAAAUGGGGGAGUGAUGACUGAAGGAGCUCGUCAUUCCUUUGACAAAAAGGGGGUGAUUGUGGUUGGAGCGGAGGAUAAAGAGAAGAAAACUGUGAACUUAGAGCGUGCCCUAGAGCUGGCAAUUGAAGCAGGAGCUGAGGAUGUCAAGGAAACUGAAGAUGAAGAAGAAAAGAAUAUUUUCAAAUUUAUUUGUGAUGUUUCUUCACUGCAUCAAGUGAGGAAGAAGCUGGACUCUUUGGGCCUGUGUUCUGUGUCCUGUACACUAGAGUUCAUUCCCAACUCAAAGGUGCAGCUGGCUGACCCUGACCUGGAGCAGGUUGCUCAUCUCAUCCAGCUUCUCAGCAACCACGAGGAUGUGAUCCACGUCUAUGACAACAUUGAAUAACAAGAUCAUGUGUUCCUACAGUUUCCUCCUAGGCAAGUGGCAGCCCAUUCCAGAUCACAGGCUUCUGCAGCGAUCUCUGAGAGUAAAGCAGGAGGGGCUUGCCUAGCAGGUUAGGAGGCCAAGGGAACUUGUAUUCUUGAGGCCAAGGGAACCCCAUAUUUCCAUAGAACCCCUUUGUCAGCUCUGCUGGUGUCUGAUAGCCCUUCUGGAUGAGUCUCCGAACACUUUUCUGCAUGUAAACUGUGGCCACCUAGCUGGUCAGACUGUGGUCUCAGGUACUUGGGCCUUGUGGGCAUUGUAAGUGCCCUGAGGCCCUUUGUGCUAGAAAUGGCUCUUAAAUAACAGCAGUGAUUCAUCUGGGUUGCUGCAUUGCUAUUGUGUGGUUCUUGAGUUUUCCUGAGUUUUUGUCCAAUUGUUGAGACCCUCUGGACUAACUUUCAAGUCCCUAGACUUAGGUCAACUACUCUAAUCCCAGGACUGUUGUUUAAUUCUUUUUUUUUUUUUUUUUUUUUUUGAGACAGAGUCUCAAGCUGUCACCCUGGGUAGAGUAACUUGGCAUCACAGCUCACAGCAACUUCAAACUCUUGGGCUUAUGCGAUUCUGUUGUCUCAGGACUACAGACGCCCGCCACAAUGCCCAGCUAUUUUUUGAUUGCAGUUGUCAUUGUUGCUUAGCAGGCCUGGGCCAGGUUUGAACUUGCCACCCUAGGUGUAUGUCGCCGGCACCCUGCUGACUGGGCUAAGGCGCCACCCUGUUGUUUAAUUUUUUGAUGACUGUAGAAAUGUAGCUGUAUUUAGGUACUCUUUGGUCUAAUGCUGGUCUUAUGGCUUCAACCUGUCAUUCAUUCAUACAAUGGAACACCUACUGUGUACUAGCAACUAUACUUAUCUAGAACAGAAUGUGUUCAUUGGUAACCCUGUGUUAUAUCCUACUCUAUGGUGUGGAACCUCAAAGCCCCACCUCUACUGGAGCUGCCGCAGAGCAGUGUGAAAUGCUGUGCGUAAAUCUUUUAUUCUCUUUGUGUGACCUCUGUACCCUUCCACCAGAGGCCUUAAGGCUCUAGCCCAGUAGGAAAUCAAAUGCGAAGUGAUAAGGGACUCCCCUGCUUCGCCUGGGCCCCUGUUUGUUCUGAGAUUGGACUGAUGAGCAGAUUGGGCUGCUCUCAGAAAAGACUUCACCAGGCUGUUUCUCAAAAUGUCCAACCCUGGCUCCUUUUUAUCCCCAAUGCCAAAUGAUGGGGCACUGGGAAAUAGAAAGGAAAUAGAAAGGAAAUAGAACAGAAGGAAGACUACAGAGCUUAGUCAGGAGUCUGCCCAGGUGGGAGAUAGGGGCCUUGGUAGCUUUUGUUCCUAAUAGUCACUUCUGGGUUUAGAGAGGCCAGGAGUGCCAAUGCUCUGUGCUAGAGCCUGUCAAGAAUGUCAGGCCUGGAAUGGUUUUUUGAUUCCUGUUAUUGACCUCCUUAUAAGUUGUUUAAGCCUGUCCUGAGUUCAAAGUAAUUUUCCUAAAGGAGCCUCAGGUAAAUAAAGAUGGAAACGAACUAAAACCAGAUUGACUAUAAAUGAUAAAUUUACCUUCUAGGAAAAACAUUACUAGUUGCACGGUGACUUCAACAGCUGGAGAGCAAGGGCUACAGGGAAGAAACCAAUGAAAUAAUCCAUGAUCAGUUUGGCGCCUAUAGCUCAGCAGCUAGGGCGCCAGCCACAUACAUUGGAACUGGCGGAUUCAAAUCCAGCCCCGGCCUGCCAAACAACAAUAACAACUACAACCAAAAAAUACUUGGGUGUUGUGGUAGAUGCCUGUAGUCCUAGCUACUUGGGAGGCUGAGGCAAAAGAAUCACUUAAUUCCAAGAGUUUGGGGUUGCUGUGAGCUGUGACACCACGGCACUCUACCCAGGGUGAUGGCUUGAGAUUCUGUCUCAAAAAAAAAGAAAGAAAAGAAAUAAUCCAUGAUUAUGCCAUAGCAUAUGCCCUUAUACAUAAUACUACCUGGGACUAUUUAGUGUUUAUAGGAGAUAAUUUGUCCAAAUAUUUGAAUAGCUCAUCAUUAUAAAAGGAUAACUGAAAAAAAAAAGGCAAUCCUUAAAAUUUAUAUUCUAUUUCAUAAUGAAUUAGAUACUUUCAUAUGUUUUUGAUUUUCCCAGCAAACGUAUAAAAUUGUCCCAAGUAUAUUAUGCACAGAUGAUCUCGUACAAAGCAGAUGAGAACAGGUCUAAUACCAAAUCUUGCAGUGAUAGGCCUUGGUUUAUAAAAUAGAUCUAUUUUGGAAAUGUUGAAUACAAAUUAAUUUGGAGGAAUCUGAGCAUUUUCUAAUCUGAGAAAUCUUUACCAAGAGUUCCUACUCUUGAAGGGGAUUUGGCCAUUCACAUGAAUGGGCCCCCUGUAAUCUAAUCAAUAGGAUUUAUUAAUCUGGAUUAUUGCAUAACCAAUUUUCUUAUAUCAAGGCAUGUUGCAGGAAUGCAGAAUAACAACUCCUGUGAAGAUGGUUCUGCAAUGACCUCUGGCAGUACCCUGAAGACUCCCUGUAUUUAAUAGACAAAAGUUGAAACGAACCCUUACUUGAACCUGUUCUUCUGUUGUUAGAUCUGAAAAAGAGACUUGGAGCUAGUUUAAAAAAAAAAAAAAAGAUGAAAAAAGUAGGGUCACACCCAUAUGAUGAGAUACUAUGCUGUCAUUAAAAAUUACUUUUCAGGCUUGGCGCCUGUAGCUCAGUGGCUAGGGUGCCAGUCACAUACACCGGAGUUGGCAGGUUCAAACCCAGCCUGGGCCUGCCAAACAACAAUCAACUACAACUAAAAACUAGCCGGGUGUUGUGGCAGGCACCUAUAUUCGGCACCUAUAUUCCCAGCUACUCAGGUGGCUGAGGCAAGAGAAUCGCUUAAGCCCAAGAGUUGGAGGUUUCUGCAGGCUGGAAGUCAUGGCACUCUACUGAGGGCGACAUAGUAAGACUGUGUCUCAAAAAAAAAUUCAAAGAAUAUUUUGUCAGAGAAAGUACUUAUGAUAUAAUAGUGGGCAUGGCACUCUACUGAGGGUGACAUAAUAAGACUGUGUCUCAAAAAAAAAAAUUACUUUUCAAAGAAUAUUUUGUCAGAGAAAGUAGUUAUGAUAUAAUAGUGGAUGAAAAAGAUAUAGAACUAUAUAAUAUGGCCCACAUUUUCAAGUGUGUGUGAUACAUAUAUGUGUGUGAUAUACAUAUAUAUAUGUAUCACACUGUAUAUACGAAUUUUUUACAAAAGGACUAGAAGGAAAUGUACCAAAAUAUCAAAACUCUUUAUCUCAGAGUGGUGAUGUUAUUACUGAGUUUUACUUUCUAUAUCCAUGUAUUAUUUUUAUCAGGGGACAUUUUUUUCGAAAAAGCCAAAAAUCAGUCAUGUUAUUGGUUCAGUAGGGAGACAGCAUCUGAGAGUCUCAGAGUUGGGUGUACCUCACCUUAAAGCCAGAGGAAUGGGAUCUGGUACAGGCUUCUUUGCCUUCUUUUUGGUCAUUGUCUUAGCAACACAAAAUCAAGGCCUUUAGCCAGCUUGGGCAUACUUUGAGGUGUCCUUUGCUGAGAUGGAAGUAUCUAUGACAGGCUCUAUCCAUAGCCUUGACUCUUUUUUUUGUUUGUUUUUUUGAUAGUCUCACUAUGUCGUCCUUGGUAGAGUACUGUGGUGUCACACCUCACUGCAACCUCAAACUCUUGGGCUCAAGUGAUUUUCUUGCCUCAGCCUUCCAAGUAUUUGGGACUAUAGGCCUCUGACACAAUGCCCAGCAAUUUUUUGGUUGCAGUUGUCAUUGGUGUUUAGCAGGCCCGGGCCGGGCUUGAACUCGCCACCUUCAGUGUAUAUGGCUGGGCACCCUACUCACUGAUCUACAGGCACAGGGCCAACACAGCCUUGACUCUUAGAAGAAGCACUCAUGUGUAGUGACUUCCCCUCUGUAAGAGGCCCUGGCUGAAUCAGAGGAACAGUGAAGCCUCUGCCUCCUAUCAACUGCGGAAAUUUAAACAUGUGGUUGAGUUACUGUUUUUUCUCUGAAACUUACAGCAUAGCAGUCAAUAAAGCUUCAAAUGCUAAGUGCCCCCAACACCCAGACUGUUUUUUGAAUCCCUGAAGACUCCCCUGGAGACACACUAUGAAGAGAAAAUAAAUAGUAAAUCUGGCAGACUGGGUGUGGUGGCUCACACCUGUAAGCCUAGCACCCUGGGAAGCCGAGGAAGGUGGAUGGCCUGAGCUCAGGAGUUGGAGACCAGCCUGAGCAAAGAGAGACAAAUAGAAAAAAAACGAACAAAAAAAAACAAAACUAGCCAGGCAUUGUGGCAGGUGCCUGUAGUCCCAGCUAUUUGGGAGGCUGAGUCAAGAGGAUCUCUUGAGCCCAAGAGUUUGAGGUUGCUGUGAGCUAUAGUGCCAGGGCACUGAACCCUAGGGCAAAUGAGUGAGACCCUUGGCCCGUUCCCCCCAAAUAGUAAGUCUGACAAAGAGAGAAUGCUGUGAUGGAUACCAUACUACUCUGGACUGAAAUAAUUUUCUCUCUUUAUUGUUAAUUCCAUGCCCAGCCAGUGAACAGCAUAACAGUUUUUACUUUUUUCCUCUUAUCUUUUGUGUAUGCCAAAAAAAGGUAACAUUUAUUGUUUUUAAAAAGUCGAACCUUACAGAGAUACUUAAAAGAAAAGGGAGGGUGGCUCAAUGAGUAGGGCGCUGGCCCCAUAUACCGAGGGUGGCGGGUUCAAACCCAGCCCCAGCUGAACUGCAACCAAAAGAUAGCCGAGUGUUGUGGCAGGCGCCUGUAAUCCCAGCUGCUCGGGAGGCUGAGGCAGGAGAAUCGCGGAAGCCCAAGAGCUAGAGGUUGCUGUGAGUCCUGUGACAUCAUGGCACUCUACUGAAGGCA
Nycticebus coucang (slow loris) is the source of this 5949-nucleotide messenger RNA. Its product is annotated as translational activator of cytochrome c oxidase 1. NCBI's taxonomy places the organism in Eukaryota, Metazoa, Chordata, Mammalia, Primates, Lorisidae. Bases 193 to 1086 code for a protein of 297 amino acids. The record is from RefSeq and is a predicted model, not a curated record. Gene Ontology annotation, cellular component: mitochondrion. The transcript has 5 exons.